AUGAACAAUCUAAUCUUCAAACUGAUGCUGAUAUCUUUGGUUCUCUUCGUUGGAUCUGAAGCAGUUCCACCGAAUUGCACCUCGAGAUGUAUUGUGACAAAGUGCUCGGAAAAUUUUAGCCAAGCUUGCAAAAAUAAUUGCAAAUGUGAAUGCUUGAGGUCAAAGAACAUCAAAUUCAACGAAAAGUUAUACUGUUCUGAUGUCUCAAAGCAGACAACCGCCAGUUCAACAUGAUUUUACAAGUGCUCUGAGAAAUUGUUUUCUGAUUUUAUUGAUAAUGACAAAAUGAAAAGCAUUUCGCUCUUUGUUUCUCCUUUAAAUUCGGAAUAAAAUAUAACCACGUGGUUAUCAGCUUUUUUGA
This is a messenger RNA of Octopus bimaculoides (California two-spot octopus), 361 nucleotides long. RefSeq lists its product as uncharacterized. Lineage: Eukaryota; Metazoa; Mollusca; Cephalopoda; Octopoda; Octopodidae. The record is from RefSeq and is a predicted model, not a curated record.